AUGAAGGUUUUGGGUGGAGAUAAGAUGCAGCUGCAGGAGAACGUGACUGAGGAACAUCACACAAAGAACGUGACUGAGGAACAUCACACAAAGAACGUGACUGAGGAACAUCACACAAAGAACGUGACUGAGGAACAUCACACAAAGAACGUGACUGAGGAACAUCACACAAAGAACGUGACUGAGGAACAUCACACAAAGAACGUGACUGAGGAACAUCACACAAAGAACGUGACUGAGGAACAUCACACAAAGAACGUGACUGAGGAACAUCACACAAAGAACGUGACUGAGGAACAUCACACAAAGAACGUGACUGAGGAACAUCACACAAAGAACGUGACUGAGGGACAUCACACAAAGAACGUGACUGAGGAACAUCACACAAAGAACGUGACUGAGGAACAUCACACAAAGAACGUGACUGAGGAACAUCACACAAAGAACGUGACUGAGGAACAUCACACAAAGAACGUGACUGAGGAACAUCACACAAAGAACGUGACUGAGGAACAUCACACAAAGAACGUGACUGAGGAACAUCACACAAAGAACGUGACUGAGGAACAUCACACAAAGAACGUGACUGAGGAACAUCACACAAAGAACGUGACUGAGGAACAUCACACAAAGAACGUGACUGAGGAACAUCACACAAAGAACGUGACUGAGGAACAUCACACAAAGAACGUGACUGUAGGGAACAUCACUAACAGAUCGUGA
Procambarus clarkii (red swamp crayfish) is the source of this 723-nucleotide messenger RNA. The record is from RefSeq and is a predicted model, not a curated record. Lineage: Eukaryota; Metazoa; Arthropoda; Malacostraca; Decapoda; Cambaridae.